This is a messenger RNA of Sorex araneus (European shrew), 1143 nucleotides long. Its product is annotated as protein FAM90A27P-like. Bases 1 to 1143 code for a protein of 380 amino acids. Gene Ontology annotation, molecular function: nucleic acid binding; zinc ion binding. The transcript has 10 exons. The record is from RefSeq and is a predicted model, not a curated record. Lineage: Eukaryota; Metazoa; Chordata; Mammalia; Eulipotyphla; Soricidae.
AUGAGCGUGCCCACCUCUGCCCUGUCCCGUCUCUCGGAGCUGGUCUUGGAGCUCAUCACGGGUCAAGUCAAGUGCAAGGACUGCGGCGCCUUUGGGCACCGGGCACGGAACCUCAGGUGCCCCAUCAGACGCUGGCAGGGGGCCCUGGUUCUCCAGCCCCUGGGACGCCCAAAGGAAAAGGAGAACGUGCCGCCCCGUUGUGCACCAGCGCCCUCCAGGGGCGUCCCUAAGGCCUGCGGAUCCAGGCUCAUUCCCGGGAGGGGAUCUCUGCCGAAGGGAUGCCCCGCGACACAGGACCAGAAGCCCCAGGCCUUAGCGAAGGACGGCAAGGAGUCCUGGGACUCCGUGAGGGUCAAGUGCAAGGACUGCGGCGCCUUUGGGCACCGGGCACGGAACCUCAGGUGCCCCAUCAGACGCUGGCAGGGGGCCCUGGUUCUCCAGCCCCUGGGACGCCCAAAGGAAAAGGAGAACGUGCCGCCCCGUUGUGCACCAGCGCCCUCCAGGGGCGUCCCUAAGACCUGCGGAUCCAGGCUCAUUCCCGGGAGGGGAUCUCUGCCGAAGGGAUGCCCCGCGACACAGGACCAGAAGCCCCAGGCCUUAGCGAAGGACGGCAAGGAGUCCUGGGACUCCGUGAGGCAUCUCCGAGCCUUGUCCAGACUCCCCGAUUUAGCAACGUCGAAGGCCACAGCAGAGGACCGCCACAAAGUUCAGGUCAAGUGCAAGGACUGCGGCAGCUUUGGGCACCGGGCACGGAACCUCAGGCUCAUUCCCAGGAGGGGGUCUCUGCCGCAGAGAUGCCCCACGACACAGGACCAAAAGGCCCAGGCCUUAGCGAAGGACGGGAAGGAGUCCUGGGACUACGUGAGGUUCCUCCCCAAGCCCAGGGGAGUGGCCACCAAGAUGAACAGGUCCCUGAAAGAGGCUCCAGGCCCCAGGCCUUCAGUACCCAUGGAGAGGCGGAUGUGGCCUGCCCUGGGAGCCCCCUACUUCCUCUGGGGACCCCUGUGGGGGGUCCAGCCUCUCACCAUGGUGUUCCGGAGGCUGCAGGGGGACCGCUGGAGCUGCCCGACCCUGCGCCCCUUCAGUGUGCUCUAUGAGGACCUCCUGGUGUCCUCGUCCUCUGAUGAGAGCGAGCAGGACUGA